CGAGAACUGACCAACAACAGCGACAGGCAUGAACACCACGAAGAUCAUACGAUCGCCUGUAGACGACGCCUUUGUUUGAGGAGGCAUGGACGGCGGCGGUGAGUCUCAUGGUUCGCAGCCGGUGACGGCCAAACUGCGCGCUUCUCGUCGACGCCCGCCCCGGGCUUCACGUGCCUGCGAGACCUGCCGGGUGCGCAAGACCAAGUGUGACCAAGCUCAGCCGUGUUCCUAUUGCGCAUACCAUUCGCUAGAUUGCUUUUAUCGCGCUGCAGGACCGAAUGAGACCUCUUCUGCAGCUAAGCGACAGGCCCAAAUACGAGAAGCGCAAAGACCGAAAACCCGCCCAUCGCCGUGGCCGGAUGUGAGCCAGGGUAAUCAACAUGCCUCCCAGCAAAGUGACUCCCCAGACCACUUUCCUCACCGGCUUCCGCGAGGUGCUGGCAAUAUCAGUGCGAGUUCACCGAGUGUUUUCACCCCUAAGCGGGAUGACGACAGUAUAGCCGCGGCCACACCAGAACUGUGCGACUCGGCAUCCAGAGACGGCUUGAGUGGAGUCAACCUUCAUACCAAUGGCACCGAGUUCUAUGGCACUUCCUCGAAUCUUGCGUUUCUGGGAAACCUGUACGCUCGGGCUCGUAACCAAGCAGAAACAAAGGCGUUGACUAUACCUGACAACGAGACCUCUUAUCAUUCACAUGAAGGUUCCAACCCGGCAUUCAGUUCAUUACAGUCCGAUAAGACUGGCUUGAACCAUUUGUCACCGAAUUCUCCUGCGGACAGGCAGUCGGAUGGGUCACAGACUAACAAGGCACAAUUAUCCAUUGUGAAUCUGCUGUAUAAUCCGAAGUACCCUAGCCACUCCCCACCGGAAGUCAACGGCAGGGCCGAAGAUGAUAGACAGGGAGGAACAGCAAACGCCGAGGGCCCUAGGAAUAACGCGCCAAGCCAUGUAGAUCAUCAUUAUGAAAUGGCUCCAGUCAUUGACAAGCUUUCGGAUGAGGCGCAACUCGAAAUCGAGAAGAUGUUCAUCAGCAGUUACUUCUCGAACAAGCACUAUAUCCAUCCCAUGCUGUCCAAAACCAGCUUUAUGCGGCGUUGCGAGAAUGAAGCUUUUUUGUUGCCGAGACGGCCUGGCUUCUACCGCGGCAUAUCUGAAUUCUCAGGGCUCUAUUUCGCCGUGGUUGCCCUAGGGGCUAUCAAUGCAAGUCCUCACGAGACGGCUCUGCUUGACCAUUACUGCAGCUACCUCCCGAGCCUGGGGAAGCCUGGUACUGUAACCAGACCUUCGUCUCUGGAUUUUGCAGAUUACUACUUUGGAAAGGCAAAACAAGCCCUGGGAGAUUUGUUCGAGAGCUGCAGCUUGGAGAGUGCGCAGGCACUUUUGCUACUGAGUGUAUUCUGUCAAAAUGCGUUACGGCCGCAUAGCUGCUUUAUGUACAGUGGCAUGGCAGUAAGGACAGCGGUUGCCAUAGGGCUGGCGUCGGGAAUGUCAUCUGUGUCCCCUGAUGCGCGGAGGGAGGGUAGACGAACCUGGUGGUGUAUAUAUUCUCACGAAAUCGAGAUGUGCUGUUCCUCGGGCCGUUUAGACAGCAUGAAGGAACUCCAGUAUUACCAAGUCCCAAUACCAACACUAAAGGCUACGUCUGGCAAUCCACUUGAUCCCGAUGCGGAGGACGACCACGUUGGUAUGAUCCCAGCGAUGGUAGCUUUGGCACAAAUCAUGUCCGAAGCAUCCCAUCUUCUUUAUCAUUCGCCAAAGCGGUCUAUGGUGGAGAUGUCUCAGAUUGCAAUGAGUUUGGACAGCAAGUUGCUUACAUGGAAAACUACCCUGCCACAUUUCUUGGACAUUGAUGCGGCUUCACUUAACGACACCGAGUGGGCUUUCAAGCAGAAAUUGGUAUUAAGGCUACGAUUCUACAACACACGGAUCCUGAUACAUCGCCCAUUCCUCGCCGCAUCAGCAUCCAGCACCGAGUUCUCCAAUCUACUCCAGCACCUCCACACCUGCCUUGAUGCUGCGAGAACCAGCAUCCAGAUGCAGUAUGAAUCUUUCCUACAUAGGAUUUACAUACGAACUUGGUGGUAUAAUACGACAUAUGCACUAUAUGGGGCGAUGAUUUUGCUCCACCUGGUUCUAUCCGGGUUCCCAAGUAUCCGCGACGAAGAACUUCUACUAGAUGUCGAGAAAAGCUUAGACAUAUUCGAGUCGAUGAACAACAUCGUGGUCACUCGCCGAUGUGCCGAGAUGAUCCGAGAAGUUCUUGAAGUUGCGCGAGCGUGUGUGGCCCGUCGUCGUGCCUUGUUAUCAGCUCCAGCUUCAGCAAUUGCUCCCAAUUCGGGCACGACCUUCGGUCUAGAUACUGCCGAUCCAGCAGUGAACAACAGAGACCUCACCGGGAUGGUCCCGUCCGGCGUGGAUAGCGAUUUUUUCUUCUCGCUGUUCAACCAGGAUUCGCAGCCGAACACUCGGGCGGAGAUACUGGCUAAUUUGGUUGACCCGACGAUCCUCGAGGACUUCGCUUUUGGCACUGGAGGGAGCGACUUUUCGUUCUUUCUUGGUUCCUGAGCACGUCAAAUACAGCAAUAUGUUGGAGUGGCAUGCAUACAAGCCACAGACACACAAGCGAUGAAUAGACACUAAUUCAAUCAUCACAAACUACCGAACAACCCCCUUCUCAUAAUGCAUUACCUUGCACAACUAGCAUUCAAUAUUCGAACGCCAAUCCCACCCUCCCCAGACACCACAAACCCAGCCCCAUAAAUCCAAUCAUCUACCCCAAUAUCUAUACCCACCCAAGCCCCAUGUAUCCCCUACCCAACCCAACCCGACCUGACCCAACUAUACCCAAACCAUAUCCAUCU
Messenger RNA from Aspergillus ibericus CBS 121593, 2862 nucleotides. Its product is annotated as Zn(II)2Cys6 transcription factor. Gene Ontology annotation, cellular component: nucleus. NCBI's taxonomy places the organism in Eukaryota, Fungi, Ascomycota, Eurotiomycetes, Eurotiales, Aspergillaceae. Gene Ontology annotation, biological process: positive regulation of transcription from RNA polymerase II promoter by galactose; DNA-templated transcription. The record is from RefSeq and is a predicted model, not a curated record. The transcript is spliced from 12 exons. Bases 86 to 2566 code for a protein of 826 amino acids. Gene Ontology annotation, molecular function: zinc ion binding; DNA-binding transcription factor activity, RNA polymerase II-specific; RNA polymerase II cis-regulatory region sequence-specific DNA binding.